Molecule: messenger RNA, 2427 nt
Organism: Necator americanus (New World hookworm)
Lineage: Eukaryota; Metazoa; Nematoda; Chromadorea; Rhabditida; Ancylostomatidae
Exons: 1
Coding region: 1-2427 (808 amino acids)
Biological process (GO): proteolysis
Molecular function (GO): nucleic acid binding; aspartic-type endopeptidase activity
Source: RefSeq, a predicted model, not a curated record
AUGCUCAAGACUGCCGAAGCAAAUAUGUGGAAUAACAAAACAGGCCAAUAUGAGCGAGUUCUUAUAUUUUUUGAUACUGGUGCACAGAGAACCAUAAUAAACGAACGUACAGCAGAGGAAUUUGGACUUCCAAAGCAAAAAACGGAAAUAUGCACCAUGUCUGGCAUUGGUGGCCAUACUGAGGAAUUUAAAACGUCCUUUGUUCCAUUGAAAAUCUCUACAGGUUUUGGAAAAGAGAUUCAUCUAACGGUACAAACAAAAUCCGUGAUAACUAACGGUUUUCGUUCAGCAUAUCUUUUAGAACAAGAUAAGCAGUUUCUUCAAGAUAACGAUAUUUAUUUGUCCAAUCCAAGAUUGAGAGGUGAACACCAAAAUCCACAAAUUCUAAUUGGAUUAGAUUACUACUACGAAUUUGUUAUGAGUAGCACUAGAACAAGACUACCGUCGGGACUAUAUGUUGCCAGAACAUUAGUAGGUCCAACUCUUCAUGGUCGCAGUACAAGUGCGGUAAAUGAAACUGGCGAAGAGAUUACCCAUAGUCUUACGCUCGUUCAGGAGCCAAGUGAAGCAGAUAUACUUCAGAAGACUUUUGAAUUGGAUGGAUUAGGAAUUUCCACCAAUGAAUUUUCAAAUGGUGAAAAAACAUUUGAGUAUUUUGAAAAGUACUCGAAAACUACAUCAUUUAAGAACAGUGUUUUAACUGCACCCUUUCCUCUUAAGGACAACGUAAUCGAUAUAUCCGAUAAUUACGCGAUAGCAUACCGUAGGCUCGAGUCCUUACAGAGACAGCUGGCCACCAACAAAGAGCAAAGAUCGUGGUACAGCAAAAUAUUCAAUGAUUACCUCAAAGAUACCAUAAUCGAAGAAGUACAUGAACCAGUCAAAAACGCGGCUGGCACCUAUUAUAUGCCACACUCCGGAGUGUGGAAGCCUUCAAAAACGAAACCUCUCAGAUUCGUAUUUGAUGCAUCCUCGAAACAAAGAGGUAAACUAUCAUUAAAUGAUAUAAUUCACACCGGUGAAUCUUUCGUUAAUAAAAUUCAUGAUAUCCUUAUUCGCAGUCGAAUUAGCAAGUUUAUAUUAACGUGCGAUAUCGAAGCUGCAUUCACUCAGAUUAGAAUCGUAGACGAGCACAAAGGCCUUUGUCGCUUUCUGUGGGUCAAAGACAUCAGUCGCAUGCCGACAAAAGACAACAUAGUUGUUUACAGAUUUAACCGUUUGCCAUUCGGCGUUACCGCAUCUCCGAGCAUAUUGAAUAUAGCAAUUCUUGCUUACUUAAAUGCAAAGAAUACCCCACUCUCACAUGAAAUAGCAAGAAACAUUUAUGUUGAUGAUAUUUUAUUGACAGCUGCAACUGAGCAGGAAACUUUGAAGAAGUAUGUCGAAUCAAAGAAUCUUUUCAAGGAAAUUGGUAUGAACCUACGAGAAUAUGUGUCAAAUUCUCAGAUAGUAAAUGAAGAAAUCCAUGAGGAAGACAAAUCACCUUCUAGUGAUAUCAAGUUCCUAGGUGUUAAAUAUAACACAGAAACUGAUCUGUUUAACGUGAAAGUAAAUAUUCCGUCGAAAACAUUACUUACUAAGCGAGAUGUGGUUAGUAUAAUAAAUUCUGUAUACGAUGCUAUAGGUGUAACUGCGCCAUUGUUUAUCAAGCUGAAGUCGCUAAUGCGAGGAAUCUAUGACACUGGAAUUAAGUGGAAUGACUAUGUUAAUCCAGUAAUGACUAGUAGAUGGAACUCCAUCUGCAAAGAGAUUAAUGGUGCAAGUAUCAGCAUUCCCAGGUCAAUUCUCACAGAAGUGCGAAAUCUUCACACUUCAGAAACAGAUUUAUGGAUAUUUUGUGAUGCAAGCAAUCUUGCUAUAUCAAGUUACGCCUUCCUGCGGCAUAAUGACACUAACGAGGUCACGCAAUUGAUUAGCGGAAAGUCAAAGUUGACUCCCAAAAAAUGCCGGCAAACAACUCCAAGGUUAGAAUUGCUUGGAAUAGUUGUUGGAAUAAGAUUGGGAAAGAGCAUCUUAGGAAAUCUUGAUCACUAUAUAGAUCAUUUCAAUCUUGUCACUGAUAGUGAAAUUGCUCUACAAUGGAUUAAUUACUUUCGAAAACUUCCAGCUUUCAUAAUCAAUCAGAAAGACCGAAUUGGAAAACUCAAAUCUCUGGUUGAGAGCAAAGGCAUUUCCGUGAACUUUUUCCAUGUUCCAGCACACAACAAUCCAGCAGAUGCAGGGACGCGAGGUCUUACAUCAUCUCAACUCGACUCACACAUCUGGGUGAGAGGGCCGCAAUGGCUGGCUCUAGAGCCAUCUAGCUGGAAACUACGCUUUAUCGAUACUUUGAAUAUAAAAGAAAUUAUGGAAGAAAUGGAAACAUUUGAAAAUCCCAUGUUGAAGAGUCUGAGAGUAAUAAUGAUAAUGCGAACUCAACGCUUGUAG